UUUUCAGCGAAAGCAUAGCAAUCGUGUACGGGUGUAACAAUGCGCGCCAUCUUCGCUCUUCUGGUCUUGGCGAUCUUUGCCUUCUUUGGAUCUGCACUGAGCCAAACAGUCCAGGCACAGGGAAGUCAGACGUGCCGUAAGGAAGAGUCGUACCAACGAUGUGGUUCCGGCUGCGAGCGCACCUGUCUUAACCAGAAAAAAUGGAACGAUCCUUGCGAAAAGCCUUGCAUUGAUGGUUGCUUCUGCAACGAAGGAUUCCUGCGCGAUGCCGCCGGUGACUGUAUCCGCUCCUGGCUCUGCCCCAAGGAAUAAGACAUCACUCCGCUGAGCGCAUAUCGAAUCGGAUUUUGGCGUUUCUACUGAUUGAAAGCAAGCUGGUAGCUUUAUCAUUCUCUGGACGGCAAAAUAUAACCGAAUCAAACCCGAAAACCUGUCUCAUCCUUCCAUACCAUCUGGUUGCCACGAUUUCACUGUCUAGAGAAUGGAAAUAAUACCGGUGCCACAAUUCGUGUCAGU
This is a messenger RNA of Anopheles darlingi, 516 nucleotides long. Its product is annotated as cysteine-rich venom protein 6-like. Bases 40 to 312 code for a protein of 90 amino acids. The transcript is spliced from 2 exons. NCBI's taxonomy places the organism in Eukaryota, Metazoa, Arthropoda, Insecta, Diptera, Culicidae. The record is from RefSeq and is a predicted model, not a curated record.